Molecule: messenger RNA, 852 nt
Organism: Pelobates cultripes (western spadefoot toad)
Lineage: Eukaryota; Metazoa; Chordata; Amphibia; Anura; Pelobatidae
Source: the annotation of a GenBank genome assembly
AUGAAGGCACAAAUCCGCCCCCUAGUGGAAAGUGGAGAAUAUGCUGAACUUCUAGAAAAAAUGGAAAGGAGGAUAAAAGAUCUAGAAGAAAAUAUCAGAGAAACAAAAAGAAAGAAAAUCUUAAGAGACCAAGCAGAUUAUAAAGCACAAAUCCAAAGAAACUGGAAGAGUGAAAAUAAACCACGUUAUCAAUCACCCAUACGGGAGAUAAGAAGACCGAAAUUCAAGCCACAGCAACAUAAGACAUAUAAAGAUGCUCUCACUUUCCAUCAAACACCAAAGAGAACAUACCAACAAUACCAUACAGAUAGCAGACCAACAUACCAAAGAAGAUAUGACAACCCGAAUAAUAGAUACCAACAAAGAAACACACAGAGGAACACAGGCUAUACCAACUAUCAAAAUGGAAAUACCCACCAAAAAAGAUUUGAUAACUCAAAUGAAAGGUACCACAAUACCAAAAGGGAUACAACAUAUCAUCAAGAUAAGAGGAGAACCAACAACUCCACCAUACGGACUGAAGUGAUACAUACUCCAAGAACAUAUAAUGAGAGGAAUGUCCAUGCACAGUCUCCUAUCAAAAUGAACACAACCACCACAACCGUGGAACAUAAAAGAACCAUAUCUCAAGAUAGACUACCUCCAUCAGUUCCUAAUUUAGCAACUGAAGAACCACAAUACAACAUCAAUACAGAGAAUGAUUUUUUAGAGAAAAGGGGGAGAGUACCCCCCAGGAGAUUCUCAAUGGAAGACUUCCCUUUACCACAAUUGCGAAGAAAGCGAACACUAAGAGACAUAGAAGAAGGCAUAGAACAAAUAGAAGACCUAAUAUCACAGAAAAGGAAGAAGUAA